Molecule: messenger RNA, 3797 nt
Organism: Coregonus clupeaformis (lake whitefish)
Lineage: Eukaryota; Metazoa; Chordata; Actinopteri; Salmoniformes; Salmonidae
Gene: npas1
Product: neuronal PAS domain protein 1
Exons: 12
Coding region: 531-2873 (780 amino acids)
Biological process (GO): regulation of transcription by RNA polymerase II
Molecular function (GO): protein dimerization activity; DNA-binding transcription factor activity, RNA polymerase II-specific; RNA polymerase II transcription regulatory region sequence-specific DNA binding
Source: RefSeq, a predicted model, not a curated record
AGAGAGAGAGAGAGAGAGAGAGAGAGAGAGAGAGAGAGAGCUCACGCUGGCUGUCUCCUAAUCCUAGUCCCAUCUCUAAGAAGUGGCGAAGGGAGCAGAGUGUUAGUGAAGUGAUCCUGAGCCAGCAUAGCCUCUUUUCUCCACCAGCUAGCACCACUUGCGUGCUCACACACACUUGCAACGGGAUUCCGCGGUGGGUCCGCCUGCCUGCCUGGUGUCCAGGUCUUUUGUGAGCGUGAGGGGAUUGUUGUACCUCCAGCCUCUCAGCCCAGACAGCCAGCCCACCCCCAGUGUGUUUGGGAGCAGGGUACCCCAGCCGGGACGUUUUGGGGGGCACAGGAGUCUGAAGAAGAGGAGGAGGAAGGGAAGAGGAGAGAGUACGUACCCUCAGAGUAGAGGAGUAUAGGAGUCAACGCUGGAAAUGCCCAUCAGGUGAGGCCAUCCUGGAACAACUUCUGGGGGUCUGAGCCUGUCACAGCCUUGGCCAAUCGCAGCCUGCGUUAGAGGUGGCGGCUGCAUUUGAUUGGAGGAUGGCGACCAUGCCGUUCGUCAGCGAGGGAAAGUGUGUGAGCGUGGAGUGGGACUUCCUACAGGGACUACUGGCCAAACCCCCCACCCUGCCCUGUUUGCAGAACCUGCGGAAGGAGAAGUCUCGUAAUGCAGCACGUUCCCGUCGCGGUAAGGAGAACUUUGAGUUCUUUGAGCUGGCCAAGAUGCUCCCUCUCCCUGGAGCCAUCACCAGCCAGCUGGACAAGGCCUCGGUCAUCCGCCUCACCAUCAGCUACCUGCACAUGCGCACCUUCGCCAGCCAGGGAGACCCGCCCUGGUGCCCCCUGCUGGAGGGCGAGAACCACUGCAGCAAAGUGCGACGCUCCUCUCACUCUCUGGCCACUGACAUGUUCGAACAGCACCUGGGAGCACACCUGCUACAGUCUCUGGACGGCUUUGUGUUUGUGGUAAGCUCAGAGGGACGAUUCCUCUACAUAUCAGAGACUGUUUCCAUCUACCUGGGCCUCUCACAGGUGGAGUUGAUGGGCAGCAGUGUGUUUGACUACAUUCACCCAGCGGACCACGUGGAGAUGGCAGAGCGUCUGGGCAUCAGACCCCACCUGAGGGCCGAGGCUGGCUGCCACGUGGCUCCCGAGAGCGCUUCCAGCUCUGCCUCCACAUCCUCCCUGGCAGGGACCCCCGAGCCUGCCCCCUCAAGCCCUCUCUCUCCUGGGAACGAACCUCCUGACCGAGGUUUCUUCAUUCGUAUGAAGUCCACCCUCACCAAGAGAGGCCUCCACGUCAAGUCCUCGGGCUACAAGGUCAGAGUGAUCCAUGUGACCGGGCGAAUCCGCUGUCGCCCUGCCAUAAUGCCAGGCUCCGCCCGCUCGGUGCGUCGGCCAAUGGGCUUGGUGGCCCUUGCGCACACUCUCCCUCCCUCCACGCUGAACGAGGUGCGCAUGGAAAGCCAGAUGUUUGUCUUCCGGGUCAACAUGGACCUGCAGGUCACCUACUGUGAGAACAGGAUCUCAGAGUACAUGGACCUGAGCCCAGCAGAGGUGGUGGGACACACCUGCUACCACUUCAUCCACGUAGAAGACCUUGAUAACAUCAGACAGAGCCAUGAGGACUUGUUGAGGAAGGGUCAGGUGGUGACAGGGUACUACCGUUGGCUCCAGAGGAGAGGGGGUUAUCUGUGGGUCCAGUCCUGUGCCACCGUCUCCAUCAACCACAAAGCCCCCCACGAACGCAACGUCAUCUGGGUCAACUACGUCACCAGUCGGACAGAGCUCCCAGACACUCCCCUGGAUCUGCUGCAGCUCCCAGAGAGCCUGAGGGCGGAGCGUCUGAAAGCCAGCUACUCCCCUUCGGAACACUCGCCACAAGCCCGGGGUCCACAGCCAAUGAAAAGCUCUAUGUGUAAAGGUGACCCUGACUCUAAACUGAGAGAGAUCUAUAAUCCCGGCAUCCAAUCUGGGGACAGGAGGAAGCGUCCGCUGCGGUCUGACUCUGAAGGUGCUCCCCCGGAAACGCGGCGUCGCCUGGAAGAGUUUCGCCAGAGAGAGGGGAGUGUGUCAGCCUCCUCUGACCUGGGCAGUGAGAGUGAGGGAGAGGAAAGAGAGUGGGAGCAGGGGGGAGACAGCGGGAGGGUCAAACGAGAGGGGCCUUCGAAACGAGGCGUGGAGACCCCCAUGGGGUUCGAGAGGGGUGGCAGGGUGCACAACAGCCGUGCGGUAAUCCAGCACCUGAAGAGUGUAGUGUCCUCGCCUCUCUCUGGCCCCCCCAACAUCAAGACUGAACAUGAGGCACUGGCCACAGGGGGCCGCUGGACACACACCUCCUCACACACACAACCCCCACCCUCACACACACACACCCCCUGUGGCAGCCUGAACGGCGACAGUCCCCCCACCCCUAUCCCAGACUCCUCCUCCAGCAGUGAAGCCCCACCCAAAGGUAUUUUCACCCCGCCCUCCCCCGCCAUGUCCCCUCCCAUGUCCGGCUCCUCCCCUCUACCCUGUGAAGAGCGGGGCAUGUUGUCUGGAGGCCGGGGGGGCGGGCCUGACUUUGAGCUAUUGCAGAGACUGGCAGCGGGGGGUGCUGCAGGACGGGUGCUGUUCCACCCCCUGGCCCUCGGCCCCCAGGGGCCACAGAGCCUGUACGCCCCCAGUACCAUCCGCUAUGCGCCCCCAGAGCUUCCCCACUCCCACCCCGGUGCUGAGGGGCUGCGCUCCGACCACCACAAGGGCCCCCCAGCCUUCUUCCCCCACCUCCAGAGGCUGGCCGGCCUGCCCUCCUUCAGUGGGUUCUCCGCCUCAGACAAUCCCUUCAACCCCUUCUGUAUGAACGGACUGAGGGGGGCCGCAGGGUCCGAGGAGGACUGAAAGAGAGGAGGGGCUAGAGAGAGACAUGGGGGCAGGACAUUGGGUCAUGUGGGGUUGGGAAACUGAACAAAGGACCAUUUGCACAGCUUCCAUGGGGAGUCAGAUGGUGUCCAACACAGGUGACAGGAUGUGUGACACUCAAAGUGGACUUUGACACUUGACUUUACCCUACUAGCUGUCCAAGCUUUGUCCCCCCUCUCUGCUCUACCGUAUCCUCUCUCCACUGCUGUUAUAUGACUGUGCAGUGUUCCGUGUCUCUUUCUUCCACUCAGAAAAGCCAUAUUGUACAUAGAGACAGGACCAUACAUACCUUCACUAAUCCAUCCUCAGUAUCAUAACAACUGUUCCUGAGCCUGUCAGACUGACUUCUGUGUGAAUGAAAAAAAGAGAAACUUGUUUGUGUGAAAUACUGAAUCAUCUCUUAAACAGAGUUAGAAAUUAUACUCAGACACAAUAGUGGAAAUAUAGAGGUCUGAGCAAAUCUCAUGGAUGCCCAAAAUAAUAUUUGAACACAUCUCGGGUACUCCUUCCUUCCAUUAUGUGAACCCUGCUGAAGAGGGUUUGAAACAGUGAAAGCACAGAGAGUGAGAGUCCCUGAUACAUUCCAUUCCACUCUGAGACUGUUCUGUCAUGAUGUCGUCUGGGAAAGAAAGGUAUGGGAGGGGGAGGAACAAUACCUCUACUGGCUGGUCACUUUGUAAUGUUUUCAGUCUUGUAAAAACUGAAAAUGGUCCUACAGAAUGAAGUGUUGUGAAAGUUAAUGACGCUGUGCUGUGUAUGAGAUGAAAGCCAUAUUCCUAUUAUAUUGUCAUGUUGUUGCCAUAGGGUGAAGUGGGAGGGGUGUAAAAACUAUUAUUUUACUAGAGGACAUACUUUGGGAAAUGCCACAGAUUAAUCCAGAAACCCUCAACAAAUGUAUUAGAA